Messenger RNA from Glycine soja, 2526 nucleotides. RefSeq names its product LEAF RUST 10 DISEASE-RESISTANCE LOCUS RECEPTOR-LIKE PROTEIN KINASE-like 1.4. Gene Ontology annotation, biological process: protein phosphorylation. Bases 386 to 2194 code for a protein of 602 amino acids. The record is from RefSeq and is a predicted model, not a curated record. Gene Ontology annotation, molecular function: protein kinase activity; ATP binding; polysaccharide binding. The transcript is spliced from 6 exons. NCBI's taxonomy places the organism in Eukaryota, Viridiplantae, Streptophyta, Magnoliopsida, Fabales, Fabaceae.
UAAACUUUUGAAGUGGCGAGGGUUGAAGGUUCAUAACAAAGACCAGGAUUGGAACAAGAAACUCAGCUAGCCGCUAUUGAAAAAAUCAAAAAGUCAAACGACAAAGUGAAUACUAAAAAGGAACCACGUCAAGCACAACAAUUACUCAUAUUCAUCCAUUAGUGCUCAAAAUAACAACACCAAACACGAAGAGUGUAGCCAGCCAUACAGCUGCGGACAGUAUUCCAUAUACUACCCUUUCUGGGGAGGGAUCAGACCCAAUUAUUGUGCCAGCAAUGACCAAUUGAAGCUCCAAUGCGAGGGUAAUCAAAACACCACCAUUCAACUUGGUUCACAAAGUUUCCAAGUGCUUCACUUUGAUGAUCCAGUGCAUUACACCUUGACCAUGGUUCGAACAGGCCUCAUCUAUGAUCAUUGUUCUUCCUCGGCCUUAACCAACACUUCCUUCAACUCGAGUCUCUUUCGUUACUCGCAAAAUGUUACCAACAUCACCAUCUUCUAUGGUUGUCCUAGCUCCGUGUUUGCGAAUAGGAAUUACUCUUUUCCAUGCAAGGAAGAUCACAAUAUGAGUGCUUUCUAUGGGGACCCCGAAACUGCAAGAGUUCAAGACUGUGAAGGACCUAGGAUUGAAGUGCAAGUAUCAAAGGAACCUGUGCUUGGUGAAGGAAUUGAAGGGCUGAACAAAGCUUUGAGUGAAGGGUUCAGAGUGCAUCUUAUUUCAGAGGCUCAAGUUCAACAGUGCUUAGAAUGCGUUGUAAGUAAUGGAACAUGUGGGGCUAAUGAUGAGUCUCAGUUUACAUGUUUUUGCCAGGAUGGAACUGAAGGUUUAGAUUGUUCUGAUCAUCAUAAUGUGAUUACAGGAAUCUAUGAUUGGCGGGGUGCUGAAAUCUUCAAAGUGCUUGACUUUUUCAAGGGUGACCAACAAUUGGUUGCUUCUGAGUUUGAGAUUUAUUUUCCUGAUUCAGGUAAUAAAUGGAAUUGGGAAAGGAAGGUUGGUAUAGGCGUUUCUGCUGCUGUGCUCGGGGCAAUUGUAGUCAGCAUUGGCUUUUAUAUCUGUAGUCGUCAGAAGAAGAAGAAAAAUCUUCAUGCAGUAUCAUCAUCUGUACAAUCUAAAGAAACCUCUUAUAGUUCUUCUAUAGAAGAUACUGAGAAGGGAUGCACAUACUUUGGAGUCCAUUUCUUCACUUAUAGUGAACUUGAAGAGGCCACCAACUUCUUUGAUCCUGCCAGAGAACUAGGAGAUGGAGGAUUUGGAACUGUGUAUUUUGGCAAACUUCACGAUGGACGUGUAGUUGCAGUGAAGAGAAUGUACGAGAACAGUUAUAGAAGAGUGGAGCAAUUCGUGAAUGAAGUAGAGAUCCUAACAGGCCUACACCACCAAAACCUCGUGUCACUGUACGGAUGCACAUCUCGACACAGCAGAGAACUUCUGCUCGUAUACGAAUACAUUCCAAAUGGAACCGUUGCUGAUCACCUCCACGGCCAAAGAGCGAAACCUGGCACACUUGCUUGGCACACAAGAAUGAACAUUGCCAUAGAGACUGCUAGUGCACUGGUGUAUCUCCACGCCUCUGAAAUCAUCCACAGGGACGUGAAAACGAAUAACAUUCUCCUCGACAAUCACUUCAGUGUGAAAGUAGCGGAUUUUGGCCUCUCGCGUCUCUUGCCAACGCACGCCACACACGUUUCCACCGCGCCACAAGGGACUCCAGGUUAUGUGGAUCCUGAGUACAAUGAGUAUUACCAACUCACUGAUAAGAGUGAUGUUUAUAGCUUUGGAGUUGUGUUGAUUGAGCUCAUAUCAUCGAUGCCUGCGGUUGAUAUCUCGAGGCGUAGGCAUGAGAUAAACCUGUCCAAUAUGGCCAUUAAGAAGAUACAAAGUGGGGCAUUGCAUGAGAUUGUGGACACUACUCUUGGGUUUGAGACGGAUUUCAAGGUGAGGAAAAUGAUCAGUGCUGUGGCUGAGUUGGCCUUUCAGUGCUUGCAGAGUUCAAAAGAUGUUAGGCCCUCUAUGGCAGAAGUGUUGGAUAGGCUAGAGGAUAUUAGAAGUGAUGGGAGUCAUAGGAGCAAGCAUGAGGUGCUAGAUAUAUCAGAAGAUGAUGCUGCUUUGCUCAAGAAUGUGCCUCCUCCACCUUCACCUGAUUCACAUUUGGUGACCAUUUCUAAUUCUACACCACCAAAUGAUAGCCAGUGAUUUAAUGUGUGUUUGGGAAACAGUUGAAUCCAAUGCCAACGGACAAGGCUACAACAUAGUUGCUUUGAAAAGUGUGAUUUUCCCGUUCAACGUGGAUCUAACCCGUAUCCAAACACACCCUUAAAUUAUUGGGUGUCCUUAGAAUGAUAGAACUGAUUUUGUUAUGACUUGUAAAUUGUAUUUUUUUUUUAUUGUGAAUUCUUUUAUGCAAGUCCAUAACAUUAGUAAACAACACAGAUAUGUGUUAACUGUUGUAAACCUUUGGUUAGCGACAUUACAUACACACAUUAAUUUAUGGUUAAGAAAGUAACAACAUUACAUACACACAUUAA